AUGGUUGGCUUUGUCGACGCUUACACGCAAGACGACUGGACCCGCGAUAUCGAGCUGGCGAUGAGUAAGGGGAUCGAUGGGUUCGCUUUGAAUUGCGACGGUCAAGACGCCAAUGCCCAACAGCUCACAUUCGCCUUCAAAGCCGCGUCAGCAUCGUCAACACCAUUCAAGCUCUUCAUCUCCCCUGAUUUCGUGCAUUACUCUACCGAGGACCAUGAACCAGUCUCCGACCUUCUCAAGUCCUGGAUCACAGAGGAUGCUUACUUCCGGUACAAUGACAAGCCUUUCGUCUCUAGCUUUUGGGGUGAAGGGACAGAUUGGGAAGCUGUCAGGACCGAUGUUGGGCAAGAUCUUUACGUGGUACCGUACUACUACGCCAGUCAGUCUGCCGCUGGGACUAAGGGCGUGGACGGUCUCUUUUCUUGGUCAGCAUGGCCCGGUGAGGGAACCGAAGAUGUUGUCAACCAGAACAUGACCACGGACAAAGACAAGGAAUAUCUCGACCUUCUUGGCCCUCUUGAUAAGACCUACAUGGCCCCUGUGUCUCCCUGGUCGUCUACGGGUUACUCGAAGAAUUACUAUCUCUACUCUGACACUCUCUGGCCUACUCGAUGGCAACAGAUCCUCUCGCUCACCAAAAGUCAUCCUGACCAGCUCAAGUUCGUCGAGAUCAUCACGUGGAAUGACUGGACCCAGUCUUCUUUGAUCUCUCCUUACAGGGGCACGGAAACGACUGAUGGUAAUGAAGCGUGGAGCAAAGAUUUCGACCAUUCUGCUUUCAUGGACAUGAUGGGCCCAUUCAUCACUGCGUUUAAAGCUGGUUCGGAAGAUGUAUCAGUCACUGAGAAUAGGCUUGUCUAUUGGUACCGGCCGAGUCUGAAGGACGCAGAGUGCGACUCUACAGACAGCGUUGGAAGCAAGCCUAGUGGCGCCGAAAUGGCAGCCGACUCUAUCUUUGUCGCUGCGAUGACCGUUGGAGCUGCUACGAUCACAGUCACGUCCGGAUCUUCGACCUCUUCGCAGAUCGUUGACAAGGCAGGCGUCCACACGUUGUCGUUCCCCAUGGAAGCAGGGGCUGUUUCGUUCGAGAUGAAGAUGGAUGACGGUGGGCGAGCGAGUGGGAAAGGAGCUAUCGAAGUGACAUCAGGGUGUUACAAUGACGUUUACAACUUCAACGUUCUUUCCGGUACUAUCACUGUGGACGAUGGUUCAACGGGAGAUUCGGCGUCUUCGUCGCCAGUGGUUUCUGAGACAACUGCCACUAGCACGGGGACUGUCAAUGAUUCUUCUCCUUCCAUCAAUGCUGUUUCUGAAGAGCCUGGUCUCGCCGCGGGGUCUUCCAGCUCGAAUAGUGCAGAUACCAUUCAGACCGCAGUGUCACGACCUAGCUGGGGAAUUACUACGUGUGACACGCAGCCGCGAGCCCUACUACCGGAGUAG
This is a messenger RNA of Cryptococcus wingfieldii CBS 7118, 1440 nucleotides long. RefSeq lists its product as hypothetical. Lineage: Eukaryota; Fungi; Basidiomycota; Tremellomycetes; Tremellales; Cryptococcaceae. Gene Ontology annotation, molecular function: glucan endo-1,3-alpha-glucosidase activity. The transcript has 6 exons. The coding region runs from base 1 to 1440 and encodes 479 amino acids. The record is from RefSeq and is a predicted model, not a curated record.